CUCUCUUCUGGGCGACGCGGAUUGGAAGGGGUUCUCCAUACUUUCAACGAACUACUUUGUUUUUUCCCCCCUUUUUGUUUACUUUCUGAAACUGCAAGCACAUCUAAAUUAUCUUAGAGAGGAGCCAUGAAGUGGACCUGGGUGCUCGUGGCAGUUUUGCUGUCCUUUGGGGGGCUAUCAUUGGGCAAGGAGAGCUUGGACUUCCCAGAGUAUGAUGGCAAGGACCGCGUCCAUGACCUCAGCGCAAAGAACUAUAAGUCUGUGAUGAAGAAGUACGAUGUCAUGGUGGUGUACUACCAUGACCAUCCUGGAUCCAGCCGCGUCGCCCAGAAACAGUUUGAGAUUGAGGAGUUGGCCCUCGAGCUGGCAGCCCAGGUCCUGGAAGAGUUUGAUGACAAGGAAAUCGGAAUUGGUCUCAUUGAUGCAAAGCACGACAAGAGCGUUGCAAAGAAAUUAGGCCUUGAGGAGAGCGACAGCAUCUUCAUCUUCACAGAGGAUGAGGUCAUAGAAUAUGAUGGCGAGCUCGCGGCAGACAUUCUUCUGGAGUUCAUCUAUGAUGUUCUUGAGGAACCAGUGGAAAUUAUUGACAAUACUAGGGAACUGAAAGGCUUCAAAAACAUCGACGAGGACAUCAAAUUGGUGGGCUACUUUAAGAGUCACAAGUCAGAACAUUAUGAGGCUUUUGUCGAUGCUGCAGAAGAGUUCCACCCUCACAUCAAGUUCUUUGCUACAUUCAAUCCCAAGGUUGCCAAGACACUGGAGCUCAAGCUUAAUGAGGUCGACUUCUAUGAACCCUUCACUGACGAUCCGGUGCUCAUCCCUGGAAAGCCUUACUCUGAGGAGGAGCUGGUGAAAUUCGUUGAAGAUAAUGACAGACCAACCCUGAGGAAGCUGCAACCAUACAACAUGUACGAGAUCUGGGAUGACGAUAUCGAUGGUGAACACAUUGUUGCUUUUGCAGAGGAGGAUGACCUAGACGGUUUUGAGUUCCUGGAGAUCCUGAAGCAAGUUGCCAAGGAUAACACAGACAACCCUGGCCUCAGCAUUGUCUGGAUUGACCCUGAUGACUUCCCCCUGCUUCUGCCACACUGGGAGAAGACAUUUGGCAUUGACCUGUCCUCUCCACAGAUUGGCGUUGUCGAUGCUGAUGAUGCUGACAGUGUGUGGAUGGACAUGGAUGAUGGUGACGACAUGCCAUCUGUAGAAGAGCUGCAGGAAUGGAUUGAGGAUGUUCUGUCAGGUGAAAUUGAUCCUGAUGAUGAUGAUGAUGACGAUGAUGAUGAUGAUGAUGAUGAUGACGAUGAUGAUGAUGAUGAUGACGACGAUGAUGAUGAGGACGACGACGAUGAUGACGAUGACGACGACGACGAUGAUGACGACGACGAUGAUGACGACGAUGAUGACGAUGACGAUGAUGAUGAUGACGACGACGACGAUGAUGAUUACUAA
Molecule: messenger RNA, 1449 nt
Organism: Xiphias gladius (swordfish)
Lineage: Eukaryota; Metazoa; Chordata; Actinopteri; Istiophoriformes; Xiphiidae
Product: calsequestrin-1-like
Exons: 11
Coding region: 127-1449 (440 amino acids)
Biological process (GO): regulation of skeletal muscle contraction by regulation of release of sequestered calcium ion
Cellular component (GO): sarcoplasmic reticulum lumen
Molecular function (GO): calcium ion binding
Source: RefSeq, a predicted model, not a curated record